Durusdinium trenchii is the source of this 4563-nucleotide messenger RNA. Lineage: Eukaryota; Dinophyceae; Suessiales; Symbiodiniaceae. The record is from the annotation of a GenBank genome assembly.
AUGUUGAGGCCAGCCGCCAGAGGAGUGUUGAGACGGCCUGUUCAUGGCCCGCUGGACGGAGCUCCUGGUCCUCGGGAGCUCUGGAAGGAGGGCAGCGAGGUUGCAGUCCACGAGAUUGGAGUCGAGGACAUGGAGAUCGGCUCCUUCAUCGCCUUCACCGACGCCUCAUACUACGGAGCCAAGAUGAAAGUGGCCGGCACUUUGAAAGGGGUGGAUGUGCAGUCGGAAGCAAUUCACUACCACCUCAACGUGACGGGGACGACAUCAGAAGGCCUGCUCAAAUACCAGAGCGGGAGACCAGGGACCACGAUCAGGAUUCACCGUUGCCCGACCACGUGCACGGGCGAACGCAUCGCGGAGGACCUGGUGCAUGGCCUGAGGAUGCAGCGUCCUUCACGGCUGGGAGGAGAAGAGGGUUGGAUGCGAAGUCUCGAAGCAGUCGACCCAGUCGAACCAGGCAUGGACGAGCUUGGCGCCUUGCGUGCUCGGGACGCCGGUUUGGCUCCUGUUCGAGGAGAUCAUCCAGACGAUGGAGGAGGAAAGGCCGCCGAGGACAAGGGCAAGCAUCGGAGCCCCAGCCGAAAGAAGGAAAAGAAGAAAGAGAAGAAGAGGAGCAGAGGCAGGAGCUCGAAGAAGAAAAAGAAAGGGAAGCACCGCAGUCCGAGCCCGAAAGACAAGGAGGACAAGCUGGAUGGAAGACAACCCCGUCUUGCAUCCAUGAAGGACUACGACAACCUGUUCGCGGGGACAGGGUUGGACAGGAGAGAAAAAGUUCGACGAAGAGUUCUUCAUCGUGCCAAGAAAGCUGCAAAGCGCAAGACCAAGGACAAGUCGAGUUCCGGGAGCGGAAGCUCCUCGUCGAAGGAGACCAGCGACUUUGGCGAGGAGGUGGAGGACACACUCUUGGAGGGGGAAACAAAGAUACAACGGGUAGCCCAGAGGGCUCCUGGUGCGUUGGCAUGGCAAGCCCUCACAAAGAUGCGUGCCAACCUGUUGCAAGAAGCGGGAGCCGAGCAGAAGGGAGGCUCCUUGGGACCGGUGGCCAUGCUCUACAUGAGGCAGCACGUCCAGAGGCGGGCCACAGGGCCGGCCGCCAGGGAGCUCUUGACGCUUGCAAUGGCUGCAGACAUGAUGUUGAAAGCAAGGCCCGCCAAGGCCCUCGACGUUUUACUGCAGAGAAUGAAGGCGGUAGAAGCGGGACUCAUGGGAAGUCACUGGUCAGUGACACAACGAUUGGAAGUCGGGCCGGGCGACUUGUUGAGCAUGACGGGACAAGAGGAAUUGGUUUCAGCGCAACGUGCAGCCCACACCGAAGCACGGACCCGCAUGCUCGCAUCCUACCCCGAGGGGCGAGCGAGGAGCGGGAAAGCAGACGGCAAAGGCAAAGACAAGGGUCGCGACAAGGGCAAAGGAAAAGGAGGCAAGGAGAAGGGCAAGACUCACCCCAAGGAGGAUCAGGGGCUUUACAUUGAGGUUGAACGCUUUUGUGAACUUGGAUUGAAGAGCGUGGGAGUUGAUUGGACAACGGUUUUCGCUGUUCGGGGAAUAGAUUACAAAGGUGAGGAGGUGAAGGUCGCAAAAUGGGUCACAUGGGCAAACAUCGGGCCGGCGCUGCCAAAGGAGAUUGGGGCAGUGCCGCUGGAAGAGGUCACACAGCCCAAGGUCAUGGUAGAGGAUGCUGCCUGGGGUGAGAUGCGCGCAGGGCUUGUCAAAUCGGGUGUCUGCUGUUAUCUAGAAGAGUCGGAGGUCUUCCAUAUCGGGAGUACCCCCCUCCUGAACGGACUUUUUGGCGUUUCUAAGGAGGAGUGGACACCUGAGAAUGUUGAGAUUUGCAGGUUGAUUAUGAACCUGGUGCCAUUGAAUGAGUUGUGUGAACCCCUCGGCGGAGAUGUUGACACACUCCCUUCAUGGGGCAUGAUGAAUCCUUACUUCCUCCAGCCCAAUGAGAACCUGUUAAUCUCCUCCGAAGAUGUGAAGUGCUUUUUUUAUACCAUGCAGGUGCCACGCUGCUGGACAAAGUUCUUGACAUUCAACCAGGUUGUUCCCGAUCAUGUCUUGCCACCCGAACUUCAAGGGCAUACCACCUACCUCGCGUCAAGGGUCCUACCUAUGGGGUGCCUGAACUCGGUGAGCAUUGCACAGCAUGUCCACAGGAACCUGGUACGUUGGUCAACGGUGGAAGGUAGGGCUGCGCACGUGGAUGAAGCCGAGCUGCGGAAAGAUAGGAGCUUCACCGUGGCUAACCCUUGUUGGCGUGUUUACCUAGACAACUAUGACGUUCUCGAAAAGGUAGAGGCAACUGGCAUGGUUGAAGUUGAAGGAACGGUGCCGGGAGGGAUUCUGGCACUGCGCCAGGAGUAUGAGCGAUGGGAGAUCCCGAGGAACGAGAAGAAAGCAGUGGAGCGUUCAUCCAGGUGUGAGCUUCAGGGCGCAACUGUCGACGGACUCCGUGGAGUGGCCAUACCCAAGGAGGCAAAGCAGGAGAAGUACUUCAGCCUGGCAAUCACCCUGGUGCAGCAAAGAAAGGUCAGUCAGCGCCAGAUGCAAGUCGUGUGUGGUGGACUAGUCUACUUCUCCAUGUUUCGGAGGCCAAUGUUGGGUACGCUCAACGCCGUUUGGCGCUUCAUUGAGAGCUUCAACAAUGUGGAGGCGAGGUAUCAGGUCCUGCCGCGUGAGUGUAAGUUGGAACUCAUCAGGUACCUCUGCCUUAUGCCGCUGGUCCGCAUGGACUUCCGCACGGAGGUGCACCCGAUGGUGACGUGCUCGGACGCAUCACUGAGCGGUGGAGGAGUCUGCUGCUCGUCUGGUCUGACUUCGGUGGGCACCAUGGCCGUGGAAGGUGGUCUGCGGGGGGAGAGACCUCAGCCCCUGGACUCGUUGCAAGUGGUGGUAAUAGGACUCUUCGACGGGAUUGGGGCGCUCCGGGUGGCCACUGAGCUACAAGGUGUCUCGGUCCUGGGUUACGUCUCGGUGGAGAAGGAGGCAGCAGCACGCAGGGUAGUUGAGUCCCACUACCCGGGUGUCCUUCACUAUGAUGACGUAGCAGCGGUGCAGGAUGAAGAUGUCAGGGGAUGGAGUUUAAAGUUUUCGGAAGGAGCACUGGUCUUGAUUGGGGCCGGCCCACCGUGCCAAGGCGUGUCGGGUCUCAACGCUGACCGUAAGGGAGCGCUGCGUGACGCUCGUUCCUGCUUGUACGUCCACGUCUCAAGGAUUACGCAGCUGGUCAAGGGGCACUUCCGAUGGUGCCAAGUGCAUACUUUGAUGGAGAGUGUCAGUUCGAUGGACCAAGCUGACAGGGACCACAUGAGCCGUGACUUCGGUGCGCAACCGGUGCACAUCGAUGCAGGGAACCUCUCGUGGUGUCACAGGCCACGCUUGUACUGGUGCACUUGGGAACUUGUCGAGGGAGAGGGAGCCACCCUAGACACAUCACAGUCGGUCACUGUGUGGUGGCUGGUGGCCAGGCAGGAGCUGUCGGAGGUUGUUGAAGCAGGUUGGGACAAGGUGGUACCUACUGCAUCUUUUCCUACCUUUACAACAUCCAGGCCGUCGUCGACCCCCGGAAGGAAGCCAGCAGGGUUGCGUGAGUGCGCUGCUCAUGAGCUCAAACGGUGGAGUAAUGAUCUCCAUCGGUUCCCGCCUUACCAAUAUAUGGACAGACAUAGGUUGGUCAACCGCCAAGGAGAGCUCCGCGUGCCAACAGUCGCUGAGCGUGAGGUCAUGCUAGGUUUCCCGGCUCACUAUACGGCAGGGUGCUGUUCCAAAGGCGAUCGCAAGAAAGAGGGAUACCUGGAUCGGAGGCUUACAUUGCUUGGCAACUCAUCGAGCGUACCGGUGGUUGGGUGGCUCCUAAGCCAGUUGAUCUCGCGUCUCGUGGGUGGCACACCCAUGACCCCUCAGGAGGUGGUUGAUAAGAUUCGUCCUGGAACCGCCGAGAGCAUCCAGGGGCGGUUGGUCAGGUUGCCCCUGCGUCGUGCCCAACCGGGGGCAGGAUCGGAGCAGGAGUUGGCCUUCAAGUUGUGCAAUAUGGUGAGCGUGAAGGGUGAGGACAUAUUGCUGACCACUCCGAGUACACAACUGGUUAAAUUUCAUCGGUUGAGAGCCACCAUCCCGGCGAAACUCUGGCGAUGUGUGGUGACGGGAUGGAAGUGGCGCAGAACCAGUUCUAGGCGCCUAAGGGCAACUAUGUCACGCAUCAACGCUCUUGUUCUCUGUUCCAACGCGCAGUUCUUUUGGGCAUAUGUGUCUACCGACACGAACCCGGCGGACAAGCCAAGCCGUUGGGAGAACCUCCACCUUCCUACUGAUAGGCGUCGUCUUGACCCGUUGGUUUGUGACUACCUCGAACACCUCUGGUCUGGCUGGCGUGUGACACGCUGGCCGGCUUACAGGACAUUCAGCCUGGACUGCGUAACCAUAUGCCGGCAGCCUGGAGGCUCCUGCGUACAUGGCAGCACAAUGAAAUACCAAGCCGAGCGCCGCCCUUGCCUGAGCAUGUCGUGCAGGCGAUGGCCGGAUGGGCAAUUUUUAAUAACCACCAUGCCUUUGCACUUUCACUGCUGA